CUCUCCUGGUUCACUCGUGGUUCAGUCCAGGGCUCUGGAGAUUUACAGCCACAUUUGGACUUUACUUUUUUCUGUCUCCUUCCCUGUUUCCUAGCUCCUUCCUUGCUGUCAUUUCCUUCCUUAUCCUGGCUCCUCCUUCAAAUUCUUCUUCUUUUCUCAGAUUCUCUGAUUUUUUGUUUUUGUAGACACCUUUCUGUCAUUGGAUCCUACCUUAGUCCUUGUUCAAUCCUAGUUCAGUCCUGGCUCAGUCCUGGUGUAGUCUUGGUUUAGUCCUGGUUCAGUCCUGGUUCAGUCCUGGUCUACUCCUGGUUUACACCUACUUUAGCCCUGGUUUAGUCCUGUUGUAGACCUGGUUUAGCCCUGGUCUAAUCCUGGUCUAGUCCUGGUUCAGUCCUAGUUUAGUCCUGGUCUAGUCCUGGUCCAGAUGGACUCUCUGGAGAAGCAGUUAGUGUGUCCCAUUUGUCUGGAGAUGUUCCAGAAGCCGGUGGUGAUCUUGCCAUGCCAACACAACCUGUGCCGUAAGUGUGCCAACGAUGUGUUCCAGGCAUCUAACCCGUACCUGUCUACGCGCAUGUCGGGGAGUGUGUCUUCAGGAGGGCGGUUCCGUUGUCCUUCGUGUCGUCAUGAGGUUGUCCUGGACCGCCAUGGUGUCUACGGCCUACAGCGCAACCUGUUGGUGGAGAACAUCAUCGACAUGUACAAGCAGGGCAGCGCCAGUAAACCCACUGCAGACCCUCCUCAGCCCGAGGUUCUCAUGUGUGAGGAACAUCCAGACGAGAAGAUUAACAUCUACUGUGUGUCCUGCAGCGCCCCCACCUGCUCCAUGUGCAAAGUGUUUGGGGCCCACAAGGACUGUGAGGUGGCCCCUCUGCACACGGUCUUCAGUGCGCACAAGGCGGAGCUUACAGACUGUAUUUCGUUGCUUGUUGGAAACAACGAGCGAACUCAGGCCAUCAUCAGUCACCUCGAAGAGACGUGCCGCGCAGUGGACGAGAGUGGCCAGCGUCAGAAGUCUCAUGUGUGUGAGGUCUUCGAUCGCCUCUUCUCACUGUUGGAGCAGAAGAAGCUGAGCAUGACGCAGAGGAUCACGGUGGAGCAGGAGGAGAAGCUGGAUUACAUCAGGGGCCUGAGGAGCAGGUACACAGAGCACCUCGAGAGGAGCACGGGGACCCUCCAGGGGGCGCUGCAGACGCUGGAGCAGGCCGAUCACGCCCUCUUCCUACAGGAGGCCAAACCACUGCUGCAAAAGAUCUCUGAGGGAACGAACACGUCUUAUCUGGACAAACUGCAGCGAGGAUAUGAAAACAUGGACCACUUCACCACCAACUUUGAGCUCCAGAAGAGGGCGCUUUCCAACAUCGCCUUCAACAGAUACGAUGAAGACAGCGACGAAGAGUAUGAGGAGGCGGAGCUCAGGGCCACAACAGGAAGUCGAUCCGAGACACUUCCUGUAGCAGCAGCUGGCCCCUCCACCUCAACGCCGGCCCCUCCCACUGCGUCUCCUAUGCCCCCUGCCCGGUCCCCUCCUCCCACCGCGUCUCCUCACCCUCCUCUAGCUCCUCCCAUGUCUCCUUCACUAGCUCCAUCCUUGUCUCCUUCUUUGCCUCCUCCGCUGCUUCCUGCCGUGCCUCCUGUCUCCUUCCCUCCUUUACCGUCACAAAGAGCUGCAGAGGCCACACCCACUCCAACAUGGAGUCACGCCCCAUCCACUGCCCCCACCGCCUCAGGCUCCACCCCCUCGGAGCAGAGUGAUGCCGAUGAGCCUCGACACGUCUUCAGCUUCAGCUGGCUCAACAAGGAGUGA
Molecule: messenger RNA, 1804 nt
Organism: Periophthalmus magnuspinnatus
Lineage: Eukaryota; Metazoa; Chordata; Actinopteri; Gobiiformes; Gobiidae
Product: E3 ubiquitin-protein ligase TRIM63-like
Exons: 9
Coding region: 425-1804 (459 amino acids)
Molecular function (GO): zinc ion binding
Source: RefSeq, a predicted model, not a curated record